Messenger RNA from Fomitiporia mediterranea MF3/22, 465 nucleotides. RefSeq names its product DUF1783-domain-containing protein. The annotation marks the transcript as partial. The transcript has 4 exons. Gene Ontology annotation, cellular component: mitochondrial inner membrane. NCBI's taxonomy places the organism in Eukaryota, Fungi, Basidiomycota, Agaricomycetes, Hymenochaetales, Hymenochaetaceae. The record is from RefSeq and is a predicted model, not a curated record. Gene Ontology annotation, biological process: mitochondrial respiratory chain complex IV assembly.
CCGGAACCGCUUUCUUUUCAGAAUGUUGCUAGACCGGGCGCGUAUUAUGAACGUCCGCGAAUAAAGCGUGAUUUGCCUAUUGUGUCGUCACCAUGGUUGGGUCUCGCAGCAUUCGGAAUAGUCGGCGUUGCGGGGUGGGGCGCGUUCCUCGCGUACUCAACGAAUCAGGAACGACUGUCCAGCUCAGUAGUCCGCCAAAUUCUACUGAACCUGCGUGAAAGCCCUCUUGUUCGAGAAGCGCUUGGGGAGGGUGUGCGUCCUGAACCGACGUGGUAUCUCAACGGUGACCCUUGGAUCAACGGCUCCAUAAACAUGUUACAAGGGAACGUCGACAUUAGCAUGCGCGUUAAAGGCUCAAAAGGAGCUGGCACGCUUUACUUUACGAGUAUUCGUCGAGAAAAAGGACAGUCGUUUGAGAUUCUCCGAUUCAAAAUCAUUUGCGACAACAAGACUGUGAUUAACUUA